Messenger RNA from Lagopus muta (rock ptarmigan), 4061 nucleotides. RefSeq names its product solute carrier family 22 member 2-like. NCBI's taxonomy places the organism in Eukaryota, Metazoa, Chordata, Aves, Galliformes, Phasianidae. The coding region runs from base 1274 to 2956 and encodes 560 amino acids. The transcript is spliced from 15 exons. Gene Ontology annotation, biological process: transmembrane transport. The record is from RefSeq and is a predicted model, not a curated record. Gene Ontology annotation, cellular component: membrane.
GCGGUGAGUUAAUCGGAAAGAGCAGAGGCUGCUGCAGAAUGCAGCAGUGAGUGAUGCAGCCACUCAGCAGGAGAGAAAGUUGCCUCAGAGAGAACUGUGAAGUCUUUCUUCAGCAAAAAGAAAUUUUCUCUCUCUGUCCAAGAGGUGCAACUCUACUCAGUGGAGCAUGUCCUUUCCCAGGCCUCCAAGAUCAACUUAGUUAGCUGCAGGCUAGCUUUGAGACAUGGGAAAAGUCAAUAUCAAGCAACGGGGUUUCCACCUUUUGGCAAUCCAUGAAAGCAACGUACAGCACAUGUACUCAUCUCCCUCACUAUUUCCAUGGCUGUUAGACUAUUUUUACUAUCUGGUUCCAAGAACAAAUAGACAUAAGUGUAGUUCUAGGAACUAUAGAGCACUACAACCAGGGGGAUCUGUACUCAUCACAAGCACAGCAGCUGAAAUAGCAGAGAAAGAUAGAGAUACAGGGAGAAAUGGGAAAGUCCAAGUGAGAAAGAAAAAACAAAGCAUGAAGGGAAAAGCAAAAAAGGAACAAAGAGGCACACACAGGGGAGGGAGAGAGCAGUGAGCACAACUGAGAUAGCCCAUGUUUAUGGACCAUAUUUAUAUUUAUUUUGAGCAUGUAUAAGCAAAAAGGUUAGAGCAGAGCAGGAAGGCAUCCUCUAACUUACAGCCAAAGACCAUCCUCACAUUCUGCUGCCUCAGUGCAGAGAGUGGGAAUUCAGGUACCAAGGGCUGCUGAGAAACAGUACACUCCAAGGCCUGGAUGGCUGGCUGCACCACAACAGCUGUACGCUGCACCUGUCAUCUUCUGGAGAGCAUGAGGUUCUAGGCAUUCAGACACCCCUCUGAUAAGGGGGGUCUGUGCCUCACUGACUUUAAUGCUACUCAGGAAACAGCAAACACCUGCAUCUCUCUAAGCACUGGAGACCAGUAGAGGAGCUGCACUAUCUUCCUGUUCAGACUGUCAAUGACAAGAAAGGACUGUCUGGGAAUAUGAAGGUUGUGGGCAGCUUUGAAUGCAGCAACCACGAGAUAGUGGAGCUCAGGAUCUUACAUGGAAGAAACAAGGCAAUAAGUGGAAUUGCAAUCCUAGACUUCAGGAGAGCCAACUUUGACAUCUUCAAGGACCUACUUGCAGGUAUCCCAUCGGUUACAGCAUUGGAAGGUUUUAAAUAAACACCUCAGCUGUGAUAUAAGAUCACGGUGAAGGUAAAAGCUGUGAAAAGCAACAGAGUUAGAUAUUUUAAUUUUUAAUGAGAAGCAAGAGAGAAAGAUGCCAACAUUGGAUGACAUUUUAGAGCACAUCGGAGAAUUUGACAGGUUCCAGAAACAAACCUUCUUCGCCCUGUGUUUGCUUUCUGCUGCCUUCACUCCAGUCUAUGUGGGGGUCGUCUUCUUCGGGUUCACCCCCGAGCACCGCUGCUUCAGCCCUGGCGUGGCGGAGCUGAGCCAGCGCUGUGGCUGGAGCCUGGCGGAGCAGCUGAACCACACCGUUCCCAAGUGGGGCAGCCAUGGGGCCGCCUACAGCAGCCGCUGCAGCAGGUAUGAGGUGGACUGGAACGCAACGGGUGUCAGCUGCACCGACCCCCUUGGCAGCCUCGUGGGCAACCGGAGCUCUGUCCCACUUGGCCCCUGCCAAGAUGGGUGGGUCUAUGACUACCCCGGGACCUCCAUAGUGACUGAGUUUAACCUGGUGUGUGAGGACUCCUGGAAGCUGGACCUCUUUCAGUCAUCUGUGAACGUUGGGUUCUUUAUUGGCUCUGUGAUAAUCGGCUACAUAGCAGAUAGGUUUGGUCGCAAGCUCUGCCUCUUGAUCACAGUCCUCAUCAAUUCUGUCUCAGGGGUUCUCGUGGCCUUCGCACCCAGCUACACGUGGACAGUGAUCUUUCGGUUGAUCCAGGGGCUGGUCAGCAAGGGGGGCUGGCUGACAGGCUACGUCUUGACUGCAGAAUUCGUUGGCUUAAGCUUCCGGAGGACAGUGGGCAUCAUCUACCAACUUGCCUUCACUGUGGGACUCCUCAUCCUCACUGCUGUGGCUUAUGUGCUCCCACGCUGGAGAUGGCUUCAGCUUGCUGUCACCCUGCCCAAUUUCUUCUUCUUACUCUACCACUGGUGUCUGCCUGAGUCCCCCAGGUGGCUAAUAACUCAGAAGCAAAAUGACAAAGCUAUGGAAGUUAUUAAGCGCAUUGCCAAGAGAAACAAGAAGCAGCUACCUCCCUCUUUCCAGAACCUCAAAUCUGAAGAUGAAGAUGGAGAAAAGCUGAAACCUUCAUAUCUAGACCUGGUCAGAACACCUCAGAUAAGAAAGCACACAUUCAUUUUGAUGUACAGUUGGUUCACAAGCUCCGUCCUCUACCAAGGGCUCAUCAUGCACAUGGGACUAGCUAGUGGGAACAUUUACCUGGAUUUCCUCUAUUCUGCUCUUGUUGAGUUCCCAGCUGCCUUCAUCCUCUUGUUAACAGUGGAUCGCAUUGGCCGUCGCUACCCAUGGGCUGUGGCAAAUGUGAUGACAGGUGGUGCCUGCCUUGUUACGGCAUUCGUCCCAGACACUCUCUAUUGGCUUAAAAUGACCGCAGCGUGCCUGGGCAGGAUGGGAAUUACCAUGUGCUAUGAAAUGGUUUGUUUGGUAAAUCCUGAGCUGUAUCCAACUUCUCUCAGGAACCUAGGGGUGCUGAUCUGCUCAUCCAUGUGUGACAUCGGUGGAAUCAUGACUCCCUUCAUCGUGUACAGACUGGCGGAGCUCUGGCACGAGCUGCCCUUGGUUCUCUUUGCUGGGAUUGCUUUUGUUGGUGGUGGCUUGGUCUUGCUCCUACCUGAGACGAAGGGAAAAACUCUGCCUGAGACCAUUGAAGAUGCUGAAAACAUGCACAGACAAGAAAGAAGCAAGGAAAACACAAUUUAUCUUCAAAUUCUGACUUCAGAAGCUGUACCCAAACUUCUUUUAGUAUCAAGCUGAGACCUUGGCAAUCACAGCAGGAGAGCAGCUCCAUAGACACACCCAAUUGCAUCUUCACAGCCCCUCAACCAAACUCAAGGCUAAACUGUUCACUGCUGACCCUGCAAUAAAUGUUAAUUUUGCAACUGCCUGGGCCAGUGUCAUCUGAAGGCCAUGCUCAGCAAGACAAAAUACUUCCCUACCAUCAAGGCCCACACAGCAAGACUGAACAUUAACUGCUGCUCAAGCCUGGUGAAAGCAAAGGUAAAGUCACCACACUGACAACCAAGUAGUCGUCCUGGAGCAAUUGGACACUGCCGGUGAGUCUAGCAGUAUUUUUACUCAGCUGAGUGCCCUGUCUCCACAGAUGACUAUUAAGCAGCAUCAGUAUCCUUAGCAGAAACCAGCGCUCUCCAACACUGUUAGGGGCCAGCAAGGCAAAAAAACAGUGACAGAAAACCACAAUACCUCAUGUCUGUUCUCCCCUGAAACUGCAAGAUGUAAAGGUUGCUCAGUGGGGUGGAAAAGGAAAAGCAGAACAUGAUCAGGAGAGAUGAGCAAUUACUGCAGUGCUACCACAGAGAGCAGAAAGGGGAACAAGGCACAAAGAAAGGCAAACCCAAUUCUGAAACAGCUGCAAAUCAUGAAAGGUGCUGAACUGUCCCUAACAGAUCCAACUUUGCUCCUAAUGCUCCCUGAGGCAGAGGACUACUUGACAAGCCUCAGCUCAGAAACUCUGCCCUAUGUAAUAAAAUUAGAUAAGGUUUAUUCUCAUCUCAGUUCUACAACAGAGGCACAUCUCUGUUACGUUACGCUACCCAUGCGAGACAGUUAAGUCAGAUUGUUUAUAAAUCUGAGGUUUAUAAAGUUCAUUUGGAAUGGACUCCACAAUCCCCAAGUUAAAAAUCUGCCCCAUGUUGAGAUCGACACAGUUUGAGUGAAAAUUUUCCAGCCCUAAAACAUUUCUAUUAUAGAGUACAGAGAGGGAACAAGCUAUGCAGCACCAGGGACAAUCACAUCAGAAAAUCUCAAACAUUCAAAUGAAAGGAUAGACAGAAAAAAAAGGGAAGGAUGGAGUAUAGUAUUCUUAUCAGUGGAGACUUUCAAGAUGCAAUUGUGCAGCAUG